Molecule: messenger RNA, 1698 nt
Organism: Drosophila hydei
Lineage: Eukaryota; Metazoa; Arthropoda; Insecta; Diptera; Drosophilidae
Gene: Tis11
Product: protein TIS11
Exons: 3
Coding region: 161-1516 (451 amino acids)
Molecular function (GO): mRNA binding; metal ion binding
Source: RefSeq, a predicted model, not a curated record
AACAAGCGUCCAGCAAAUAAUAAUAAUAAGAAGAAGUAGAAGCAAAGAUAAAGAAUUUGUUUUUGCGCUGUCCAGUGAAAUAAGAGAGGAGAACGAGCGCAGAAGUAGCAGAGAGAAGUGUUGAGCGGGAGAGAGAGCAGAACAGUAAACGGCUACGAAAAUGUCUGCGACAAUUGUGCAAAAAUCAACUGGAACUGCAAAUAUCGUUGGCAAUGCAAAUAUCGUUGGCAAUGCACACUAUUUCGAAUGUGAUGACAUAUUCCAAGGGGUUGUCAGUGAUAUGCAGCAGCAACAGCAGCAACAGCAACAGCAACCGGAUCACAUCCUGGAUGCCAGCAUGGAUCAGCACGUAAGCGAUAAGGAUCUUCAUCAUCAUCAGCAGCAGCAGCAGCAACAACAACAACAGCAGCUGCAUCAACAGCUCCUGAAUCAGCAUCAACGUUUGCAUGGUCCGUUAACUCGUACCAUCUCACAGCCGGCUCAACGUCUAAGCCAGUUGGCACAGCAACAACAGCAGCAGCAACAACAGCAGCAGCAACCGGCAGUUACAUCGCUGGUGACCAUCAUUGAGAAUCUGAGCAACAUAACGUUGCAUCGCAAAUUGGAGCGCACACAGUCGGAGCCGCUGCCACCCCAGCAGCCAAUGAAUACAUCGCGUUACAAGACGGAAUUGUGUCGUCCCUAUGAGGAGGCUGGCGAAUGCAAAUACGGCGAAAAAUGCCAAUUCGCCCAUGGCUAUCACGAGUUGCGCAAUUUGCAGCGUCAUCCGAAGUAUAAGACCGAAUAUUGUCGCACCUUUCACAGUGUUGGCUUCUGUCCCUAUGGGCCGCGUUGCCAUUUCGUGCAUAAUGCGGACGAGGCGCGUGCGCAGCAACAGCAACAACAGCAGCAGCAACAACAACAGGCCGGCAAAGCGUUCCAGAAGCCAACGCAACUCUCCAACGGCAACACCAACAACAACAACAACAACAGCAGCAACAACAACAACAACAACAACAGCAACAACAACAACACAAACAUUACUCAAUACUUUUUACCGCUAAGUCCGCCACUGAGCAUGAGCACCGGUUCAGAUCGCGAAUCGCCAACCGGUUCGCUCUCCCUCUCGCCCACAAAUUCGCUGACAAAUUUUCCAUUCCACGAUGCGGCUGCCUAUUUGAAUAUGCCCAAUGCAUGUAACGGUACGGCCAAUGGGCAUGCCUCAUCGGCAUCAUCCACAUCCUCGGCGUGCGGCUUGGCGCCGGCCACGCCCCCAGAUAGCCCAAACGCGCCCAUUUCGCCGGUGCAUACGCCGCCCCCAACGUCGCAGUCGGCGCAGCAUUUCGAGCACAACAGCAACAGCAGCAGCAGCAACAAUAGCAACAGCAGCAGCUGCAACAAACAGCAACACGAGGAGGCGCCACGGCUGCCCGUCUUCAAUCGCUUAAGCUCCACAACGGCUGCUGCCACAAUUCUAAUGCAAAAAUCUCAGACAAUUAAUCGAUACCCGAUCAUUCCACAAGAGAACUUCUUGUAAAUCGCGAGGGUGGAUGGAAAGAACUCGACAUUUCAAAUUCAAAUUCAAAUUCAAAUUCACCCACUCCCCAGUCUCCACUCUCCACUCUCCAUUCUCUACUUUCCACUCUCCAUAGAAUGGGAACUCACACGCACACACACACUCACUUACCCACUCUCUCUCUCUCUCUCUGUUUCUCUCUC